CACACGGCCAACCCGAGCCCUUCUCAGUGUGUUAGCGGAGGAGGCUGGGAGGAUUUAUCACCAGACGAUUGGGACAUGUCAGAAAGGUGAGCCAGAACAAGCGGGGGCUGCAUGAACACAUUAGAUACCGUGUUAAAGUGUCUGUGCUGUUUGACAAUGUAAUCCCGUUAUGUGUCUCAAAUGACCGCUGAGGUGAGCUUUAAAGUUUGAGUUGAACUAGCCAGGUCUAGCUUACUUAGUGCCAAAGCUUUAAAGCGUUUAAUUACAACUUAAAUAUAUUAAUUAUAUAUUAAAUUAUUUUAUAUGGUAACUAUCUAGCAAACCACAGGACGGGUAGUACAUAUUAAAGCUAUGGAAUAUAGAUUUAAAGCUAUAGAAGUAGCAGUGUGCAGCGAUCCCCCUCAUACAGAGACUGUUACCUGCUCAGGUGUCCUCCGCUGCCAUGGCAACGGGUUCUAAUCUGCAUUGUCAGGCCCAGUUCACUGUAACUUAAACCACACACACACACACACACACACACACACACACACACACACACACACACACACACACACAUGCUGCAGGGCUUACAUUACUCUUCAAACCGGGAUCAGGGAUGUGAGCCUGUGUCUGUCCUCCUCUUCUCUUUUUGUCUCUGUCUCAGUUCUUCAGGUGUGAACACUCUCAGCGGCAGCCUCCCCAAAUCCCACUCGUCCCAGUACUCGGACCCCGGUGUUGCACGCACUCCCCUCUCUGUGGACCACAGUCCUGAUUCAGGACUAGUAUCCACACCACUCCCAUCAAGUCGGUUCCGGUUCGUGUCGUGGCAUCGCCUGGAGCAGUGUGAUGUCAGAGGCGACCAGCUGACCUGCCCCAGGGUCAGAGAAGGACCAUCAGAGGAGGAGCUGUUUCAAAGAGAGGGGGAUGACGUCCCAGUGGAGAGAUGGACAGGGAGGAGGAGGAGGGAGGAUGAAGGGCAGAGAUGGGAGGAGAGGCUGCAAGAAAACUGGGAAAACUGUCUGGAGUUGAACCUGUCCUAUCAGAACCUGGGCGAUCCCUUCCAGAAAGAGAAUUUCCUGCGGAUCCUGCGGCGGUUGAUCCGCGUGGAGACACUGCAGCUUGUGGACAACUCCCUCACCGACCUGAGUUCUGUACGUCUGCCAAGGUGCAAAAUGUUGAACCUGCACCGGAACCACCUGGUUUGCUUGCGUCAGCUGCCAAAGCUCCCAGCAGUGGAGCACCUGUGUUUGUCUGACAACGCCAUUGGCUCCCUGGUGGGACUGGGAGCUCUGGAGAACAGCCCGCUGCGCUCCCUGACCCUGACCCACAACCCAGUGACCUUCACUCAGGACUACCGUGCACGAGUUUUCUCCUGUUUGCCAAAGCUUGAAGUCCUGGAUGCUAUCCCCAAGUUGCCAGAAGACUCUCUGCCCACCAGACUACAUUUCCCAGAAACCACCAGGAUGUGCAACAUUUUGUGACGUUCUCCUAUGGAUGGAUUCUGACUCAGAUCUC
This is a messenger RNA of Pleuronectes platessa (European plaice), 1494 nucleotides long. RefSeq lists its product as uncharacterized. The transcript has 6 exons. The record is from RefSeq and is a predicted model, not a curated record. NCBI's taxonomy places the organism in Eukaryota, Metazoa, Chordata, Actinopteri, Pleuronectiformes, Pleuronectidae. Bases 555 to 1460 code for a protein of 301 amino acids.